Argentina anserina (silverweed cinquefoil) is the source of this 1780-nucleotide messenger RNA. RefSeq names its product auxin-binding protein ABP19a-like. The transcript has a single exon. The coding region runs from base 1157 to 1780 and encodes 207 amino acids. The record is from RefSeq and is a predicted model, not a curated record. Gene Ontology annotation, molecular function: manganese ion binding. Lineage: Eukaryota; Viridiplantae; Streptophyta; Magnoliopsida; Rosales; Rosaceae. Gene Ontology annotation, cellular component: cell wall.
AAAAGACGGUGAGAAACAUAAAAUCGAUCUUCUUAGUGAUUUAUUCAUAAUUUAUGACCAGUAUAUAUGUAUUGUAGAACUAUCUUUCAUGAGUCUUUAACUCUUGAUAUCAGUCCCAAUCAGAGUAAGAUUCUAAAUCUAAGUGAUGAACGAAACCAAUGGCACAUACUUAAUUUGUGUUCUGCACAACUUGGCAAACAGUUUGGCAGAAAGUGAAAGAUAUGCAUGGCUAGCUACCACUCUUGUAUGAUCAUUAAACCUUAUCCUACCUAGCAGCUUGAUCACUACCCUUAUCCUGAAUGGUGCUAUACACCACACAAAAGAACUAGCAGGGAAACCUAACUAGAACAUUCCUACACAAGUCUCAGAAGAUGCAUAUAUACCAGUGAAAGGGUGGAUUUACAGUAGCUGUUUAAUUGAAAUGUAGUACACCUCAAACUAGCAUUGUUGUAAAAUCCACCGCUCAUAGAUAAAGCAUCAGUACAUUGCCUCAUUGUAUUAGAAUCUUACUGCUGUUAAGAUAUAUAAAGAGACAGAAUGUGGAAUGACUUUGCAGUUCCCAAUUCAAAUGUAGUUUAAGCAAGCAUUGUUGUAAGAUCCACUGCUCAUAAUAAAGCAUGAGUAGAUUGACUCAUUGUACUAGAAUCUUACUGCUGUUAAUAAUGCAAACAGACAGAAUCUGAGAUAACUUUUCAGUUCCCAAUAAUGAAUUCCAAAUUCCCAUCAAGAAGGGGAGUUUCUGUUAUCCACACAUUUCCGAUUUGCUUGGCGCCCUUUUAGCUGUCUGAUUGUCUUCUUAUAUAAGUUGGAAGGAUGCUCAAUAGCCUUAAAGGACAACAAUGACUGGUGCAGCAUUCGCUACCACAAUGGUAAUAUGAUCUUGCAUCCGGUGCAUUAAAAUUCAAAAACAAAAAGAGGCUCCUUGUUCUUACUUGGUGAAAAGAUCACGCUCACAUGAUUCACAGCUAGAAAUAGUGUCGUUUUUCUUGAACGAUAAUUUUAGCAUUACCAGACAUGUGAUACCUACGAGCAUAUUCCGAAGAAGUGAUUUCAAUGGCUCAAGAUAUUCACAUUAUCCCACUAUAUAUGAUCCCAGCAGCCUUGUCAAGAAAUACACCUAAACAUAGACUAAAACCAACGCUUAGACCAAGUGAGGAUGAUUUUUCCUAUCUUCUUCACAUUUGUUCUCCUCCUCUCUACUUCCCAUGCUGCGGACUUCUGUGUUGGAGACCUCAAGGCUCCAGAAAGCCCUGCAGGCUACUCCUGCAAGAAGGCUGAAAAGGUUACUGUAGAUGACUUUGUAUUCUCUGGCCUAGGUGUUGCUGGUAACACCUCAAACAUUAUCAAAGCUGCGGUCACCCCGGCAUUUGCUGCUCAAUUUCCUGGUGUUAACGGCCUUGGAAUUUCACUGGCUCGUCUCGACCUGGCUUCUGGUGGAGUUAUCCCAUUUCACACACACCCUGGAGCUUCAGAAGUCUUGCUUGUUACGCAAGGUUCCAUAGUUGCCGGGUUCAUUUCAUCAGCUAACUCAGUUUAUUAUAAAACCCUUAAGAAGGGUGAUAUUAUGGUGUUUCCUCAAGGGUUAUUGCACUUUCAACUAAAUGGAGGUGGUUACCCAGCUACAGCCUUCGUGAGCUUCAGUAGUCCGAGCCCCGGUCUGCAAAUUCUGGACUUUGCACUAUUCAAAAACGAUUUGCCUACAUCAUUGGUGGCAGCGACUACAUUCCUCGAUGUUGCUCAGAUCAAGAAACUUAAGGGUGUUCUAGGUGGUACUAAUUAA